Drosophila busckii is the source of this 3786-nucleotide messenger RNA. RefSeq names its product homeotic protein labial. Gene Ontology annotation, molecular function: transcription cis-regulatory region binding. The coding region runs from base 929 to 3352 and encodes 807 amino acids. The transcript has 4 exons. The record is from RefSeq and is a predicted model, not a curated record. Gene Ontology annotation, cellular component: nucleus. Lineage: Eukaryota; Metazoa; Arthropoda; Insecta; Diptera; Drosophilidae. Gene Ontology annotation, biological process: regulation of transcription by RNA polymerase II.
GCACAGACACCACAACCUGCUGCUGAACAAAACUAAAAUAGUUUUCAAAUUUAGUUUUCGGUUUUUGAUUUAUUUUUUGCCAUUGCGUUUGGCGUUCGUGAAAGUCUCAAGUCUUGCUUGCUAGCCAGGCGCUGGCACUAGUAGUAGAAGCUCGAUCUCUUUACUCCGCUUCAGCUCGUUAGACUCUAGAGCGAGGAGCUUGCAAAUUUAAGCGCUAGCAGAACACAGCUGAAAACUUAUUUAAGGACCGUACAAAAAGAAUAAUCAACAUAGAAGUCAAGCGUGGGAAUUGCGUAUACGCCGCGUUCUUUGACUAAGCGACUAAUUAAAAUCUCGACAAAGUCAGUUAAAUAUACGGUUUUCAGAGUGUGUGAAGUGCGGCUAAAUUGAAAUAAAAAACAACUACAACGAAAAAACAAAAACCUCCAAGCAGUGAGACAAAUUUUGUAUUAAAAAAUUUAAAUGCGAGCAAACUUUUGCAAGAGCCAUAAACAAAUUGUAAUAAAAUAUGGUGUAUAGCGUGCGCCAAUACUGUGCCAAUUUCAAAACGACUUAGCAACAAUUGCACUGGACAAUAAUUAUAACAGCAACAACAACAAUAACAAUUCAAACGACUCGAGAAAUAUAGAAAGCCAACAAUCAACUUUAGGAACAACAAUAACAACGCCAGCAACUACAACACGGGAUUAAAAAACCACAACAACAAUAACGAGAACAACAACAAAUGUGGUGGGUGCAUUGCCAUUGACAAACUCAUUUUGUAGCCCUGAAGCUGAAGCAUGAUUCAGCUGCUGCCCAAAUGAAUCACACGGCGUCAGCCUGGAUAAUGCCAAGAAAGUCCAACUGCAUUAAGAACAAAAGAUACGCAAUUUAAUAAGAAAACCAAACAACAACAAAACAACGAUUAACACUGCUCAGCGACGAAGACAUGGCACACUUUUGUUGGCAACUCAAAUUCGUAUUUCUGCUGCUCAUGUUGUGCUGUGUUAAUGCGCGACCCGCACCCGUUCCCGCGCCAGCUGGACGACAAAGUGAGCUCAUUGCUGGCAAUGAGUUCCUCAAGCUGUUGCUCAAUCACGACGCACCGCAGCGCAGUCUGCACAGCGAUGAGGAGCUCGAGGAGGGCGGUCGCCAAAGCAGCGCCCGAAGUCUGGAGCACAAGUCGCGCUAUCGCAAUGCGCAUGCGCAGCAGGAAGCGCAGAAGAACAAGCAAGUGGUCAAGUUGGUUACCACGGGCAGCAAAAUUGUUUUCCUAGAGGAUGCGCCAGCGUCCAAGAUCAAGCCCAAGUCCAAAGACGAGGUCAAGGUGGUGGCGGUGAGUGUUAGCUCCUCCAGCAAGCGUGGCGGACGCAUAAGUCGCAAUCAGCAGCAGCCAGGCAGCUACCAAAGGAGCAGCAGCUCACCCAGCGCUGCUGGCAUUGACUUUGUCAAUCGCUCGCAUAAAAGCGAGCUAACCAUAGAGGAAUCCGAGCCACGCGUAGCGCCUGACGUCAUGGAUGCCGAGAGUGAUUCGCUGAACAGCGCCUCCAAUAUACAAAACGUCUUGGCGGCGCCACUGCUGGCAGCAGCAGCUUCCAGUCGCAGCAGCAGCGCCGUGGCCUAUCGCACGGGGCGCAAUGCAACGGAGGCAGCAACUGCGACAGCGACAGCGACAGCAGUCGAUGACAAAUUGCUGCCAUUUCAGACGGUGAUCUAUCACGACUCGAAGCAAGGUCACGGGCCGCAGUCAAGAUCAAUAUCAUAUAGCUCCAUAUCGCAGCAUGUGGACGAUUUGCAGCUUACUGGCGGCGGCUGGCAGCGCUCAGCGGGCAUUUUGGCCGAAGCGCAGCGUAAUGUAAGCGAAAGCCUCAAGCCCAUGCCACGCCUCGCCUCAGAGCCCUCCAAGUUCUACUCUGUGCCGGCCAAAAUGUACAGCUUGCCGGCCAAGUUUUAUUCAGAGCCCGCCAAGGUGUACUCGGAGCCUGCCAAGAUGUAUGGCCAGCCCGAGAAAGUUUACUCCGAACCGGCCAAAGUGUAUGGCGUACCCUCGAAGUUUUAUUCAGAGCCAGCGAAAGUCUAUGGAGAGCCCGCCAAGACCUACUGGCCUACAACUGUGGGCACGACCAGCACGCCCACAACACCAAGCGCUGUUACAGUGCCCACAACAGCAGCAGCCAUUGCUUUGACGAGCACAACAGCAACACCAGCAGCAGCAACAGCCAGCAGCACGUUUGUGCCCUCGCGUCGACCUGCAAUUGUCUCAAGGAUUGCAUUCGGCGAGGCGCAGAGCACGACCAGCAGAUCUAUAACAAGCACAACAACAACGGCAACAACAAGCAGCAGCAGCAGCAGCAGCAGCAGCCAUAAGCCAAGCACUUGGCAGCAACAUUAUCACAGUGGUCAGCAGCAUCAGCAGCAGCAGCAUCAUUUUCAGCAGCAGCUGCGUCAUAAAGCGCCGCAUCGCGUACUCUUCAAUUUGGAUAAAUUGCCUUAUGAUUUAUUAAAUGCACCGCAGCCCAAUGCUAAUCCAAGCCAAGACUACCAGCAACGUCCAUGUUGGGAGCAACAGCAGCAGCAGCAGCAUCAACAACGCCAGCAUUCAUCAUUGUCGCUUCAACAUUCUAAUCAAAAUGCCAAAGGAUUGCCCAAUCGAGAUCUAGUCAAGUGUGUUGCCAAAUUCGCACAUCAGCAGCAUCAACAGCAACAUGCUGCGCCCGCAGCAGCAGCCGCAGCCAUCAGCGCCUAUUCGUAUAGUUCCAGUUCGAGCAGCACAUCUUCAUCCUCAUCCGCUGCUGUUGCUGCUGCUGCUGCUGGCGCUGCUGCUCCAUCAUUGCCACACUUUACCACAGAGCGUGCCGAGCUUUAUACACCGACCCCAGAGCAAAAUUACGAAAUUGAAGAGUCCGUUAGUGUUAUGACAAACGGACGAGCCCAUGGUGUACAAGCUGGCGGCGUUAGUGGAGGCAGCAGCAGCAUUAGUAACAGUCCACUUAGCACUACAGCAUCGCCAGUUACAACAACAACGCGCGCUCGCAAUCGCGGCAUAGACAGAGGACGCGGCACGGUGGUGUACAACGCCAACGCAAAUGCCAACGACUAUGAUGGCGAUGGCGAUGGCGAAGAUGCUAACAAUGGUGAGGGCGACGGCGACGGCGGCGCUGAAGAUGAAGAUAAAGUGGCCUAUGUGGUCGAGGGACGCAACUACCGCAAGUAUCGCGUAGAGGAGAAGACUGACGAUGGGUUUAUAGUCGGCGAGUAUGGUGUGGUGGACCACAACGAUGGCAAUUUGAGCGGUGUGCGUUAUACCGCCGACUCGACCAUUGAUCGCAGCCUCAUACAAAAGGCGUUGUUGACAUUCUUGAAGCUGAAGUAGUCGGCGAGCGCGCAGCUGCCACAGCUGCAAACAUUUUAUACACAUGUGAUCCAAGUCGUAUUGUAGUUAUUGUAGCUUAAAUUAAAUCUAAAGUAGCCUUCAUUUGUUGAAUCCCCAGUGGGCAGCAGUUGGAUUUCAAAAACCCCAAGCAGCCACAGUCCUCUGCCUUGUGUAUCUAGCAUAAGUAUGUGUGUGUGUGUGUGUGUGUGCGUGUAUUUGUUUAAUAUGUAGUUAAUUUAUUAUAGUUGUUGGUAUUAUAAUUUAAUAUGCUUAACUUAAUUUAAACGAGAACAAUUUUACCUAGCAACUUGCCAUAAUUUAAAUUUAGUAUUUUACUUGGCACCGACAAUGCACUAAAACUAUCCUAAUUAGCGCGUAAGUGUGUGUACAAUAAAUGGCGUCAAUUAAUAAAUAAUAAAACACAACAACAAAAA